UUUCUAAUUCAGAAUAUCAUAAGUCUAGAAGUCAUCCUCCAAAAAAACUUAAAGCAUCAACUAAAGAAGCUACUAAACAAACUCAUAAACAGAGAACAUGCAGUUACUGUUCAAAAAAAGGACAUAAUAUUCGUGGUUGUACUCAAUAUAAAGCUAACAUGGUUAAUUAA
This is a messenger RNA of Racocetra persica, 170 nucleotides long. NCBI's taxonomy places the organism in Eukaryota, Fungi, Glomeromycota, Glomeromycetes, Diversisporales, Gigasporaceae. The record is from the annotation of a GenBank genome assembly.